UUCGUCCAAUCCCCACAAUGUGGGGCCAUCGCGACUUUUUUCGGCACGACUCGCGACACGUUUGACGGGAAGACCGUCUUAGAGCUGAGGUACGAGGCGUACAUUCCCAUGGCCAUACGUUGCAUCAAAUCAAUAUGCACUUCGGCUAGGGCUUCGUGGGCCCUACACUCGAUGGUUGUGGCCCACCGUGUGGGCCCAGCCCCAGUUGGAGAGGUGAGUGUGUUCGUCGCAGUCUCAUCCGUGCACCGGUCGGACUCACUCGACGCGUGUAAGUUUGUGAUCGACGAGGUGAAGGCUUCGGUGCCGAUAUGGAAGAAAGAGGUGUACGCGAAUGGGGAGUACAUAGAUUUCGUCCAAUCCCCACAAUGUGGGGCCAUCGCGACUUUUUUCGGCACGACUCGCGACACGUUUGACGGGAAGACCGUCUUAGAGCUGAGGUACGAGGCGUACAUUCCCAUGGCCAUACGUUGCAUCAAAUCAAUAUGCACUUCGGCUAGGGCUUCGUGGGCCCUACACUCGAUGGUUGUGGCCCACCGUGUGGGCCCAGUCCCAGUUGGGGAGGUGAGUGUGUUCGUCGCAGUCUCAUCCGUGCACCGGUCGGACUCACUCGACGCGUGUAAGUUUGUGAUCGACGAGGUGAAGGCUUCGGUGCCGAUAUGGAAGAAAGAGGUGUACGCGAAUGGGGAGGUUUGGAAGGAGAAUUCG
Molecule: messenger RNA, 705 nt
Organism: Striga asiatica
Lineage: Eukaryota; Viridiplantae; Streptophyta; Magnoliopsida; Lamiales; Orobanchaceae
Source: the annotation of a GenBank genome assembly